Messenger RNA from Leptidea sinapis, 1786 nucleotides. It is a transcript of the gene NC2alpha, whose product is annotated as dr1-associated corepressor. The transcript is spliced from 3 exons. Lineage: Eukaryota; Metazoa; Arthropoda; Insecta; Lepidoptera; Pieridae. Gene Ontology annotation, molecular function: transcription coactivator activity; protein heterodimerization activity; RNA polymerase II general transcription initiation factor activity. The annotation marks the transcript as partial. Gene Ontology annotation, biological process: positive regulation of transcription by RNA polymerase II; negative regulation of transcription by RNA polymerase II; transcription by RNA polymerase II. Gene Ontology annotation, cellular component: negative cofactor 2 complex; nucleus. The record is from RefSeq and is a predicted model, not a curated record.
UUGACUUGUUAUCUUCAAACAACACCUCGCACGCUGGAGCUGUUCGUGGAGUCCCUACUCAACAAGGCCAUGCAGGUCACAAUGCAGCGGAACGCGAAGACCCUCAGCCCUUCACAUAUCAAGCAGUGUAUACUGGCCGAGUCGAGAUUUGAUUUCCUACGAGACUUAGUGAAGAAUAUACCUGAUGUCACCGCAGCAGAAGAGAAGGAGAUGCAGAGCGGUGAAAGUUCGCCGAACUCGAGGUUUUCAGAUGUCUCAAGUCAACAGAGGGUAGUCAGACAAGAUUCGAACAGCUCAAGCAGUUCUGAUGUUAAAAUACAACAAUGUGUACCUCUGAACAAAGUUAGAUGUCUUUCUGUGGACGCCGAUGCCAAACCCAAGAUCGAGACGGUUACUUCUCAGGCUAUUGACUUGACAGUAAUAAAGAAUGACAAACCAAUAAUACCCGCAAAUUUCUAUCAAGAAACCCUGCCAGAUGAAAUGUCACAUACAAGUGUUAUAGCAGUCAAUCCGAUAUUCGCGAGCCCACAGCCUUCGACGUCUAGUCUCGCAGAAGAUCUGCCCAGACUGACCAGUGAAGCCAUUGAUCACAUUUUACGCGAUUACCCAAAGCCAGAACCACUGUUCGAAAUAGAUUUAAGUACAACCCCGCUCACACCUGUUGUGAAGAGUUUGAAGCCGGAGAUUAAAAUAUUGGACAGUGGGGUGGCAAAUACUGUUGGUGUCAAAGUUGAUCGGAAGGUCCGUCGGCGGAACUCGAACUCAAAGGUUAAGAAGAUCGAGAAACCGGUUAUGACGCAGGCGACACAGACGACGUUCACUUGUGUCCAUCUCCAGCUUGACGAGGACUAUGACACAUGAUGUGUUUUUUUUGUUAUUGUUGUGCUGUGUCUAGUAUUGCAUGAUAACUUUUAUCCGAAUCGCACCGUAAGGCUGGUUAAAAACGUAACGUUUCAACAUGAAUUUCUCGGAAAAAUGCAUGCGGCUACGUCAAAGGAACCCUGGCGCAAGGAGGCGAUUUUUGAGUUUCGAACACACUUAUUUAGGGACGUAUGGUCGAAAUUAAGGGACCUUAGACACUACGAUUUAUUCUAUCAACCCUUUCAUACGAUCAUAAAAUUGUAGGUGCAGGUAAUAAAUUGAUGUAGAUGACAAUUUCUUCCUUCGCUAUCGACGCGGACUUCUUACGGUGUUCUUUAGUAAUUUACUAAACUCUCACGCUUCCAGCACGAAACAUGCUCGUUAAUAGCAUUUACUCUGGAAGGAGAUUUAAUAUACCUAAAUAACUAAAUUGGCCUUUUUCAUGUUUAGCAGCAAAGUGACAACAGCACCUUAACGUGGUGUGAAAGAGUCCUAACUAUCACACAGCACUAUUUCUCGCAUAAUUAAAAAUAAUCACUGAUAAUAUUAUUAUUAUUAGCCUUUAAAUGGGACAGUUUAUCUUUUUUUAAUAAGUAUCACUUUUUCUCCACUUCUACUUGUCCCGUUGCCAGUAGGUAAGAGCCACAGACUAUUCAAGAAUAAAUAAUUCAAUAAUAAUCGUGAAGAUUUGCCUCGUCACUUAUUCCCGAUCUUCCCACGAAUCGCCUUUGAGUUUGAGUGUUCGAUUCUCAAAAAUCGUCUCCUAAGUGUACAGUAAAGCUUAUAUUGGGUUGAUUCGUAAAAAUAUAGUUUAUUUGAUUAAAACAAGACCUUGAUUGACUACUUAUUUCUUGACCACUGUGGCAUUUUUAGGUUUGAUGAUUUGGAAUGAAGAUAGUAUGUUAUAAUUACAUAAUGGACAUUA